AUGCACACAAGUUCUAGUACUGAGACCAGUCCAGGCCACAUUCCUGCCUGUAAAGCGGAUAUUCAAAACUUGCUGGCAGAGAUUAAGGCCUAUUUCUCAGCCGACAUAGUGCUGGUUCAUGAAGAUAUGGGAGUCAUGACAGCUCGAUUGCUGACUCUGGAGGAAGAUGGUGUUACCACGAAAAGCAAAUAGGAGGUUCUGAAAGCUGAGGUGGAAGCACUGAAGUGGGUAAACCACACUAUAGAAUGAAGGCUUUCUGUGCUGGAAGACGCAAGGAAGCAAUGCAAUCUGCGGGUUCGUGGCAUCCCUAAAAGCAUCCUGGAUGACAAAGUACCUCACUACCUUCACAGAAUGUGGAACUCUAUGCUAUCUACAACUAAUGCCAAGACCAUACACCUGGACUAUCAGUACCGGGUCCCGAAAUCGGGUUACAAGGGACAAGGGGUUCCACAACAAGAAAUGCACCCACUUACUGGCCUUUUUCGCUGA
Messenger RNA from Pelobates cultripes (western spadefoot toad), 489 nucleotides. NCBI's taxonomy places the organism in Eukaryota, Metazoa, Chordata, Amphibia, Anura, Pelobatidae. The record is from the annotation of a GenBank genome assembly.